GGUCUCCCCGGUCCAUGGUGUUUACAUCAGUUUUUACAAGUUUACUUCAGUUUCCAUCAGUUUAUAUUAGUUUUCAUGAAGUUUUAUUAGUUUCCAGAAGUUUUCACUAGUUUUCAUAAGUUUUUAUAAGUUUUCCUGCAGUUUACGGAAUUCAGCGAGAUACAAUAUAUGCACUUCAAGAACGCUUUUCUUGUUUUCUACGAAUACGGUACGGUCACAGCAACACUUGCAUUGGAGGAAUAGCUGAUGUGUGGACAAUUCCAGUCGAAUGGUUUGACUGUGGAAGACGACGCUAAAUGGUGAACAUUUUUACUUUCAAGGUAGAUAACUGAUGACAUAAACGGGUCGGAAGAAUCAGAAGCGAAAUUAGAGAGGAAACUGAGUGAGAUCAUGUUAACAGACAAAAUAAAGAUGAAAACCUACCAUUCAUAUCGAGCUCCCGUUGUCUCUGCGGAUUCUACCACAGAAGACGACUCAGUGGAUGAGACGCAGUUCGGGAACGCUGCCCCCCUGUCCUCAAGACUGACCACCCCGACCAUGUUACUGGACAGUUUGAUGUACCACGACGUGGACAAAGUGGACAUGGAAGAGGCCAGGGAGCAGGGGGACGUCCUGGGGGUGAAGAAGAUCGAGAAUAACUACAGGUUUGGUUUAAAGAAAUGGAAGAAAGAAGUUGUGGACAAACAAGCUUUUCAAGAACCAUUGGGGGUUGAAUUGGGAGAAACAUUCUGUCUCAAGCUGGGGAGUUUCCUGUACAUGGUAUUCUUCGGUUGGUGGAUGGCGGUCGUCUAUAUUUUCGUUGCUUGGCUGAUGAGAGUUACCAUCAUAGGGAAGAGAUACAAUGGCACGAUAUGUUUUGUGGCCUUUUGGAAAAAUCAUUGCAAAGGUGAGUUGGAAAUCAGUCAGAACACCCAGGACUACACUGACACCCCUGAUAGCAGCUGGACAGAGGAGAUAACAGAAUUUAUGGGGCGCCGGAAAACGUUCAAGUGGAAAAGCGCAGGGACGUGCGUUUGGUACGUCACCGGCUUCCCUGUCUUGGUAUUGUUCCACGCCAUUUCCGCCGCUCUCUCCUGGCUGUUUGUGCUGUCCAUACCCACGGCCAAGAUGAAUUUAAGGAUCAUAACAAACGUUUUGCGACAAGAUCCAGACGAAAUUGAAAUAGAAAGGAGCAGGCCAUAUAAGCAAAAUCACCUGGAAGUUCUGAUGUACGUUCAUCAACCGUUCCGAGUGUUGUUCUGCCGGUAUACAGUGGAUGGCAUGAACGUCAUCCUAGUCAAUUUGCUUGCCUUCACCCUUUUUGCUCUAGCUUUUGGAUACGCUAUGCCAGGCAAAGACGACACAAUGGAAUUAAUUCAAUUCACAUUGGCGCUGUUGGCGAUUUUGCCAUUGGCUUACUAUAUAGGCAUGGCACUAAUAAGUAUUUCAGCUCGCAGUAACUUUGCUGUUGGUGCGGUUCUGAACGCCAGUUUUGGCUCCGUGGUCACGGUGGCGUUGUGUGUGGCGGCUCUGUUCGCUAGCAACAAGGAAGCCGAUCAUGCAGAGAUGAUUUGCUACCAAGAGUUGACAAAAGCCACCCUUACUGGUGUGUUAAUGGUAACACUACUCCUGAUCCCUGGUUUAGCGAUGACAGUCGGAGGUCUAAAACACACCACCCAGAAGUUUAACAGCAGAUCGGCAGGGAUAAGUUCCGCGCUGUUACUGGUCUCCCUGGCAGGCACAUUUGCUCCAACUAUUUAUGCCAAAGUCUUCACCAGCUUGGACUGUUCACCAUGCUUCGGAGGCGGGAAUUCUAGUAACGUCAGCCCGACCUUUUGCGCUUCCUGCCAGUCUCAGAUGUCCAAGAUGGACCUCCAAUUUACCAGCCCAGAGUUUUACAGUCAGAAUAUAAAACCGCUCGUCUACUCUUGUACGGUUAUACUGCCCCUAGCGUACGUGGUGGCCCUCGUAUUCACGCUACACACCCAUACUGCCCACGUCUUUGAGCAGUUCAUCGAAUCUGCUAGGGCCAUAAGCAAAGAGACAGCAGCCUCCAUCGCCCACUGGAACUUGGUGAAGAGUGUGAUGAUUCUGUUGGUGUCCACAGUUCUCAUGGCUCUGUGCGCUGACGUAGUGGCGGACAACCUGGGCCCCAUCAUGCGUAAACUUCCUCCUGCGUUCGUAGGAGCUACAUUUUUAGCCAUCAUACCGCAGCUGCCGGAGAUAAUCAACGGGAUGGCCUUUGCCUACAACAAUAACAUUGCAAUGAGUAUAGAACUAGGCACAUGUAUAGCUGUACAGGUGUGUCUCAUACAAAUACCUGCCAUUGUUGCGGUGGAUGCCAUCAGGCCUGUGGGUUUUGAGCUAAUUUUUGGAGACAUCCACCUGUGGUCUGUGAUCUCUACGGUUCUUCUCAUCAACAUCCUCUUCCAGUCUGGAAAGUCUGACAGCUUCCAAGGUGCCUCCCUGCUCAUCUUCUACGUGAUCAUGCUGUGCUUCUACUACCUUGGACCCAACCCAGGGGGGAUCCACUGUUGAGGACAAAGGGGUCUGCAACAACACCGUGAAAUGAAACACGAUAUUUAUAUUGGCAUCACUGUACAGGGUUUAAACAAAACCAGUUUGCCAUUUCAGUUAUUAUAGACUGCAUAAACAAGAAAUGGCACAACAACGCAGGUACAUGGACGGACUCAAGUGAGGCCGUGAUGGACGAAUUGGAAGUAUCUGCUUGCACACUAGCUUGUCUAGUAAUAAGGGUUACCGAUAAUUUUAGCGUAAUGCAGUUUCUGACAAUUCAAGAAAAAUGUUAAUAAAAAUGUGUGGUGUAUAUUU
Lingula anatina is the source of this 2811-nucleotide messenger RNA. RefSeq lists its product as uncharacterized. Gene Ontology annotation, cellular component: membrane; endomembrane system. Gene Ontology annotation, biological process: intracellular calcium ion homeostasis; calcium ion transmembrane transport. Gene Ontology annotation, molecular function: calcium:proton antiporter activity. The record is from RefSeq and is a predicted model, not a curated record. Lineage: Eukaryota; Metazoa; Brachiopoda; Lingulata; Lingulida; Lingulidae.